Molecule: messenger RNA, 967 nt
Organism: Cricetulus griseus (Chinese hamster)
Lineage: Eukaryota; Metazoa; Chordata; Mammalia; Rodentia; Cricetidae
Source: RefSeq, a predicted model, not a curated record
GCUCGUAUUAUCCUCCGUGCUGGUCUCUCAGACCCGGGUGAGGCCAUAGCGGACUGCCCUUUCCCAAGAUGUCUUCGAAGAUUGGUUCGAGACGCUGGAUGCUGCAGCUCAUCAUGCAGCUGGGUUCGGUGCUGCUCACGCGCUGCCCCUUUUGGGGUUGCUUCAGCCAGCUCAUGUUGUACGCUGAAAGGGCCGAGGCGCGUCGGAAGCCCGACAUCCCAGUGCCUUACCUGUAUUUCGACAUGGCAGCAGCUGUGUUGUGUGCUAGCUUCAUGUCCUUCGGAGUGAAACGGCGCUGGUUUGCGUUGGGCGCCGCGCUCCAGCUAGCCAUUAGCACCUACGCCGCUUACAUCGGAGGCUACGUCCAUUACGGGGACUGGCUAAAGGUCCGAAUGUACUCGCGCACAGUUGCCAUCAUUGGUGGCUUUCUGGUGCUGGCCAGUGGGGCCGGGGAGCUAUACCGUCGGAAACCCCGAAGCCGUUCUCUGCAGUCCACUGGCCAGGUGUUCCUGGGCAUCUACCUCAUUUGUGUGGCCUACUCGCUGCAGCACAGCAAGGAAGACCGGCUGGCAUACCUGAACCAUCUUCCAGGAGGGGAGCUGAUGGUCCAGAUGUUCUUCGUGCUUUACGGGGUCCUGGCCCUGGCCUUCCUCUCAGGUUACUACGUGACCCUGGCUGCCCAGAUCCUGGCUGUGUUGUUGCCCCCGGUCAUGCUGCUCAUUGAUGGCAAUGUCUCCUAUUGGCACAACACUCGACGUGUCGAGUUCUGGAACCAGAUGAAGUUACUUGGCGAGAGUGUGGGCAUCUUUGGAGCUGCUGUCAUCUUGGCUACUGAUGGCUGAGUUCUGCAGGGAGAGGCUGAUUUGGGCACAGGGGGCCACUGAGGGCCACCUUACCUUCCUCCUUGCUGGCCCAGUUGCUGUUUAUUUAUGCUUCUUGAUUUGUUUGUUUACCUUUUUUUUUUUUU